Messenger RNA from Rhodofomes roseus, 657 nucleotides. RefSeq lists its product as uncharacterized. The record is from RefSeq and is a predicted model, not a curated record. The transcript is spliced from 3 exons. Bases 116 to 574 code for a protein of 152 amino acids. Lineage: Eukaryota; Fungi; Basidiomycota; Agaricomycetes; Polyporales; Fomitopsidaceae.
CUCGGAUAUCGCAGAUUCUCAAAUAGCAGUAUCGGAUAUCUAUACUACCAGCACGCCUUCGGUCACCGAGCCUGAUGAUGCUCCCCCUCAAGACGACGCGCCCACGUCCCCCAUCAUGACGUUCGUUGACAUUCCUGAGCUCAACUGGGCAAUUCCCGAAAGCCCGACAAUUCGAGAGCCAAAGGCCGUGGGGAUGCAGCCCGACUUCGUCGUUUGGAACUUCUACUUCACGGAGAUUGCGUGGGACCCUGCUACUCGCACGGUGGCUAGAUUGGGCCCAUCGCGUCCAGCACCCACUGUCGGGUCUGACAAUGACGUCCGACCCGCAUGGCGAUACGAAACGCUGGAUUACAAGAAACGUUGCAGGACGAAGAAGACACUAUGGUAUGGCGGAUACUUUGUCUCGUUGAUCGUCCUUUGCGUCCGGUUUUACCUGCUGGCGAUUACGAUCAUCCGUGUGGUGCGUUCGUUGGCUCCCAUCCCGGGGCUGAUUGGACAAGCCUGGCGCCUUCUUGGAGACGUACGUCGCCCGGUCCAAUGGGUCGUUACUCGUCGUCAACCCGAGUAUCGUUAGGCACGUAGCAGGAGAUGACAGUGAUAUAUCGAUCUUCGCAGAUUCGUACUGGAUACGUUACUGCGAUGCUUUGGUGCACCUCU